Strongyloides ratti is the source of this 1248-nucleotide messenger RNA. Its product is annotated as G protein-coupled receptor, rhodopsin-like family and GPCR, rhodopsin-like, 7TM domain and 7TM GPCR, serpentine receptor class w (Srw) family-containing protein. Lineage: Eukaryota; Metazoa; Nematoda; Chromadorea; Rhabditida; Strongyloididae. The transcript is spliced from 3 exons. The record is from RefSeq and is a predicted model, not a curated record. The coding region runs from base 1 to 1248 and encodes 415 amino acids. Gene Ontology annotation, cellular component: membrane. Gene Ontology annotation, biological process: G protein-coupled receptor signaling pathway. Gene Ontology annotation, molecular function: G protein-coupled peptide receptor activity.
AUGUCUAGUUGUGUAGAAGUUAAUGAAACAGAAAGAGAUGCAAUGAUUCAAUAUUAUCUGGAGUUAAUUGGUGAAGAAAUUCAAAUGUAUGACAAAAUACAUGUUUAUAUUUAUCAAAUUCUUUGUUUACUUGGUGUGCCAUUAAAUGUUUUAGUAAUAGUUGUACUUUUACGUCCACAAAUGAGAAAAAAUCCUUUUAAUUUAUACCUUAUUGUUAUUGCUAUAUGUGAUUUAAUAUUAAUGGCUAAUUAUUAUAUUUUUCAUUUUAUUGAACGUUGCCAUCCAUAUUACUAUACUUAUUUUUGGAUUAUUUAUACUAAAUUGUAUGCCAUUACAUCAGUUCUCCUUCAUUCAUUAUCAUUAUGGCUUACAGUAAUAAUGGCUAUUCAUAGAUAUAUUGUUGUCAAAAAUAGUAAUGGUGCACAAUCAAAUAUAAGUUGGAAUACAUAUAAAAUUACCCUCUUAGGAAUUGGAGCAGCUACUGGUAUUUCUUUAAUAGGUUCAACACCAAAUACAUUAAGAUAUGAAAUACAAGAUAACGGUUUAGUUGGAGCUGAACCACGUUGUCUUGUCAAAGGAGGAAAAUAUGCUCAUUAUUAUACAGAGACAUCACAAAUAGAAGCUUAUCAAUUUGUAAGACCAACUUUUUGGAAUUGUAAUUGGGAAAGAUUAACUUUUUGGAUUGCGGGUUUAUUAUUAAAAGUAAUUCCAUGUAUGCUAUUAACUAUUUUUAUGACAUUACUUGUAAGAAUACUUAUUAAAGCCAGAGAAAGAAGAAAUAGACUUUGUGGAUCAAGAACUGUCUUAUGUACAGCUAAAACACAAGCUGAAAGAACUACAGCAAUGUUAACUAUUAUUGUUGCUGUAUUUUUAGUUACAGAACUUCCACAAGGAAUUUUUGUUUUUUUACAAGGUGUUUAUGCAGCAACAGAAGUUAUACAUUUAUAUCUUGGUCAAUUUUUAGAUUUUCUUGCUUUAUUUAAUUCAUCUGUUAAUUUUAUUCUUUACACAACAAUGUCCUAUCAAUUUAGAUCACAAUUUAUUGAAACAUUUGCUACAUAUCUUCCAAAGACAUUUGAAAGAAUAAGUGGUAGUGAAUCAAUAAAUACAAAUGUUCUUUCAUCAAAAAUUUCUCGAGAUGGUACUAAAAAUAAUAAUGGAAACUUUAAUACCAGUAAAGUUCAUUUAUUAACAGCAACCACAACGUUUCAAAGAAAAGACCUUAAGGGAAAAAUUGAUGAAGUUUAA